Molecule: messenger RNA, 4547 nt
Organism: Cygnus olor (mute swan)
Lineage: Eukaryota; Metazoa; Chordata; Aves; Anseriformes; Anatidae
Gene: LRRC8A
Product: leucine rich repeat containing 8 VRAC subunit A
Exons: 4
Coding region: 261-2693 (810 amino acids)
Molecular function (GO): protein binding
Source: RefSeq, a predicted model, not a curated record
CCCCGCCUCAUUACGCCCCCGGCGCCCUGCGUAAAGAUGGCGCCCCCUUCCCUUCGUGCCCGCUCCCAAGAUGGCGGCGCCCUCCUCCCCAGACUAGCGGCGGCCGCCGCCAUGCCGGGCGGGUGAGGGAAGCUGUUCCCAUGGCGUGUGGGGAAUGCAACGCUUCAGCACCUGCUCAGGAUCCAGCACGCAGGAACAUCAUCCACUUCCAGCACAGAGAACUGAAGUGCAGAUAGCAGAACCCAGCUGCAGGGUGAAUCAUGAUUCCAGUCACUGAGUUGCGAUACUUCGCUGACACGCAGCCAGCAUACCGCAUCCUGAAGCCAUGGUGGGACGUCUUCACGGACUACAUUUCCAUAGUAAUGCUGAUGAUCGCAGUGUUUGGAGGGACACUUCAGGUCACCCAGGACAAAAUGAUUUGUUUGCCUUGUAAAUGGGUUACCAAAGACUCCUGCAAUGACUCUGUCAGAGGCUGGACAGCCGCAACCCCGGAGCGCACCUACUAUAACUCCAGUCUUGUUCCCUCUGCUGAUACAGGGCCGACGGGGAUCCGGUAUGAUUUGGACCGGCACCAGUAUAACUACGUGGAUGCGGUGUGUUAUGAAAACCGCCUUCACUGGUUUGCCAAGUAUUUUCCUUAUCUGGUGCUGCUGCAUACUCUCAUCUUCCUGGCUUGUAGCAAUUUCUGGUUCAAAUUCCCACGGACCAGCUCCAAGCUGGAGCACUUUGUGUCUAUUUUGCUUAAGUGUUUUGACUCUCCAUGGACAACGAGGGCAUUAUCUGAGACAGUGGUGGAAGAGAGUGAUACCAAGCCAGCGUUUGGGAAAAUGAAUGGCUCCAUGGACAAGAAAUCCUCCACAGUCAGUGAGGAUGUGGAAGCCACUGUUCCCAUGCUGCAGAGAACAAAGUCUCGAAUUGAGCAAGGGAUCGUGGACCGGUCUGAGACGGGAGUCUUAGACAAAAAGGAAGGUGAACAGGCCAAAGCACUUUUUGAAAAAGUGAAAAAGUUCCGUACACAUGUGGAAGAGGGAGAUAUAGUGUACCGCCUCUACAUGAGACAGACCAUCAUCAAAGUAAUCAAGUUCAUCCUGAUCAUCUGCUAUACCGUUUACUAUGUCAACAACAUAACGUUCGAUGUUGACUGUAAAGUGGACAUUGAGAGCUUGACUGGCUACAGGAUGUACCGCUGUGCUCAUCCUUUGGCCACUCUCUUCAAAAUCUUGGCGUCUUUCUACAUCAGUUUGGUGAUAGUCUAUGGCUUGAUCUGCAUGUACACGCUCUGGUGGAUGCUGAGGCGAUCGCUCAAGAAGUACUCCUUCGAGUCUAUCCGGGAGGAGAGCAGCUACAGCGACAUUCCUGAUGUGAAAAAUGACUUUGCUUUUAUGCUCCAUCUGAUUGACCAGUAUGACCCCCUGUACUCAAAGCGCUUUGCUGUCUUUCUGUCGGAGGUAAGUGAGAACAAACUGCGGCAGUUGAACCUCAACAAUGAGUGGACUCUGGAGAAGCUGCGCCAGAGGAUCACCAAGAACUCCCAGGACAAGCUGGAACUGCAUCUGUUCAUGCUGAGUGGCAUUCCUGACACGGUUUUUGACCUCAUUGAGCUGGAGGUCUUGAAGUUGGAGCUUAUCCCUGAUGUCACUAUUCCCCCAAGCAUCGCCCAGCUCACCAGCCUUAAGGAACUAUGGCUCUACCACACUGCUGCCAAAAUUGAGGCUCCAGCCCUUGCCUUCUUGAGGGAGAACUUGAAGUCUCUGCACAUCAAGUUCACAGACAUCAAGGAGAUUCCUCUUUGGAUUUACAGCCUGAAGACACUAGAGGAGCUUCAUCUGACGGGGAAUCUGAGCGCUGAGAACAACCGGUACAUCGUAAUAGAUGGACUGAGGGAGCUGAAGAGGCUGAAGGUGUUGAGGUUGAAGAGUAACCUCACCAAGCUGCCACAGGUGGUGACGGAUGUUGGCGUGCAUCUUCAGAAGCUUUCCAUCAACAACGAGGGCACCAAGCUCAUUGUUCUCAACAGCCUUAAGAAGAUGGUCAACCUGACAGAGCUGGAGCUGAUCCGUUGUGACUUAGAACGCAUUCCUCACUCCAUCUUUAGCCUCCACAAUCUGCAGGAGAUAGACCUGAAGGACAAUAACCUCAAGACCAUUGAGGAAAUCAUCAGCUUCCAGCACUUACAUCGUCUCACUUGCCUUAAAUUGUGGUACAACCACAUUGCCUACAUCCCCAUGCAAAUAGGCAACCUCACCAACUUAGAGCGCCUUUACCUGAAUCGGAACAAGAUAGAAAAGAUCCCUACCCAGCUCUUCUAUUGCCGAAAACUUCGGUAUUUGGAUCUCAGCCACAACAACUUGACUUCCAUACCGCCGGACAUAGGACUCCUCCAAAAUCUGCAGAACCUGGCUGUGACAGCCAACAGGAUCGAGAGUCUACCACCAGAGCUGUUCCAGUGCAGGAAGCUGAGAACCUUGAACCUGGGAAACAAUGUGCUGCAGUCCCUCCCCUCCCGGGUUGGAGAGCUGACAAAUCUCUCACAGAUCGAGCUGCGGGGGAACCGCUUGGAGUGCCUGCCAGUGGAGCUGGGAGAGUGUCCUCUGCUGAAACGUAGUGGGCUGGUGGUAGAGGAGGACUUGUUCAACACGCUGCCCUUGGAAGUCAAAGAGCGGCUGUGGAGGGCAGACAAAGAACAAGCCUGAGCCCCUGAAAGAACGGGGAAAAGCUCCGACCAGCUAGAAGGAAACACAAGGCCAUUCCAGUCCCCCUUUUCCCAGAUCCUCCCCUUCCUCCCCUCCAAUCACUAUCAGACUAGCCAAGGAGUCCCUGAACAAUCAUGGCUCUGACUGAGGCUGCUUCUUGCCUCAGACGCAGGAUGGGGAAAGCUUGGGAUCAGGAUGAGGAUCAAGGCAGGUUAGAUGGCUUCUGAGCAAGGGCCGGUGGGAUAAGAGGUGUUGCUGCUCUUCUGGACAGGAGGUGGGGUGAGGUGGAUGGUGCUGGUGAGAAGAAAUGACCUUUGAAUGAAGGAGAACAGGAAACAAGGGGAUUGCUGCACUGCCUCAAAUGGGGAUUUUGUGUGUCAGGGACUGAGAGUGUCCAGUGUCCUGCAAGCAAGAAUCAAGAGCCUAGGAAACCUCCUGAACCUCCAUCUCUGUGACACCUGGUACAGUUUCCCUCCAGCUCAGCAAUUCAGUAAGUGAGGCCCUGCAGUGGGGGUUAAGAUAGGAUACAGACAGCGGAUUUCUAUCUAGAUGUUGGCAUUAGGAUUCGGGGGGGUAAAUUUAUCUCAGACGUCAGCUUGGAUGCAGGAUCAUCUUUUGUUACUAAUUGUAUUUCCCUCUUGCACUUGACAUGCUGUCCUCUGCCCCUAGGGAAGGAGUCGGUCCUCCCCCCAACUCAGUCUGCACAUUUGAGGUUGCACUGUUUUAAGUUUCAUGUCACCUGUGCUGAUGAGCAGAUCACAGUGUCCUUCUCCAACUGAGGUGUUGGAGGCACUAACGGAAAUAAUUCCAGAGCUUUAGCCUGUUCUGAAAUGGAUGGUUGUAGUACAAGUGGGAGAAGAUCUGGAUAAAGAGCGGUUGGAGUGUCUAAUUCGUUGUCCCAGAAGCAUUGAGUUACUUCAGGAUCUGGCUUUUAAAGUUUUCAAUCUGCUUUUAAAUUCCUGGUAUUCUGUCAUGUGGCAAAUACGAACACAAAACUGACCAGUGUGUCAAGGUCUCUCCCAGGGUCGAUUGGUGUUUAUAGUAAAGAGGAAUGCUCAGUUUUCCUCUGCCCCCUCCCCAUGAAGUUGUUAGAUGUGUUCUUUAGGAGCACAAACCACAGACCUGCUUGAUUUUGGUUUUUAUCCUGUUGCCCUUCUCACUUUAGCAGCUGUCAGUUCCUGUUACAUCUCUCGUGCUACAUAAGAGGCUAAUCCCAAUUGAACUCGGUGCUGGAAAAGUAACCUGUCCUCCUGUUUCGUUCCCCCAUUGUUAAGGAGCAGUCUGAGAACCCUCUGUGGACUGAGCUUGAAAUCCCUGGGACAGAGCAGCCUUUAUUGAAACAAGCCUGACCUGUUUGGUAUUGUUUGACAAAACCCUGCACUGGCAGAGGCAGAUAACUCGUGAUAGCUACUGCUAAUCGAGUCCUCGAGGUGGGGUGGUGAAGGUGUGCCUGCAGUACACCCUAAGUCUGCACUUUUCCAUCAGAAGGAAGAGGAGAGGCUCGUGGACUUGCAGGUCCCGGUUGCAAUACUCUGCAUCAAGCCGGUAGGUCGUCUGCGAGGUGGAGUGCUGCGAGCUGAGGCAUCAAGUGUUUUGGAGGCCUCCCGUGUGUAUGAAAGGGGGAAGCUGCAGCUGUCUCCGAGAGCGGUUCCUGGCAAAUGGCCAGCGAGAGCACUGGCGUAGCAAAUCCCGGUGAUCCCUUGGAUGGUGGUGCACUAGGGCACACUAUGGCUUUCUUCAUCAGAUGUAAGAUAUGAAAUAUGCACACUAAAUACGCCGAAACCAUGGACAAUGUUAAAUGGGCUCUGGAUUUGUUGAUGUUCAGAUGCUUAAAUAAAGCUACGUUAAAAUCUA